Molecule: messenger RNA, 3246 nt
Organism: Pyricularia grisea
Lineage: Eukaryota; Fungi; Ascomycota; Sordariomycetes; Magnaporthales; Pyriculariaceae
Exons: 2
Coding region: 1-3246 (1081 amino acids)
Source: RefSeq, a predicted model, not a curated record
AUGACCUCAAAUCCGACCGUCGAGGCCUAUGGCCGAUUGUGGGCUCAGCAUCUGGCCUCGACAAGAGACAUGACUACUGCAAUUGGCAUGAAAAAGGCCGAAUCACUAUCUACGCGUCAGCCUCCCUCGAGCGCAAUCUUUACUUUCGACGGCCCGACUCCUGGUAUCAGGGAGCCACAAGUCACAUUCUUUCAUGGUGGCGCGACCGUCAGCACGGUAAACCCAAUCACAGCCAAACUUGACCUUGAGCCCCCACGACUUCCCGCGCCACGCCCUUGGGACUACUGUCUCUUCGGCUCCGCUUUGCCACGCUUUCGUGGCCGAGAUAUCUAUAAACGAGCCGGUGUCCUGGCUCAAAGCCCCUCGGACGACCCCGAAUACAUAGCCGUCGAACGCGAGCUUUCCAGGAUCCAGAGUGGCCCUCGCAAGCGUACGCGGCCUAUGAACUUUUUCCAACAUCAGAUCGACUCCGAAGAGAGCCUCCUGUGGAACUUGUCAUCACUUGAGACUUUUGUCGCAAAGGUGGAUGGUUUGCGGAUCUUAGAAGAUGCUCGUAACUCUGUUUUCCAAUACUACGUCACUUUGCACCAGCAGGAACUACCAGUUCCUAAGCUUAUCGAGCAUCAUACCUGGCACGGCUCCAUAGAAAUCGAGAAGAUGACGAUAAUUCCUCGGAAACGGCGCUACAAUAGCGAACCCAUCUUGCGCUACGAGGAGGCCCAGUUUGAGACUGUUAGGGGCACAGAUGCCAGCCCUACCGGGAAUCCCACCUCCCAAGAAUCCGGCCGCCACAUCAGAGGCUGCCGCCGCGCGCCCAGGCUUUCUACUGUCGACGAGUGCACUGAACCUUCCGAGUCCCCACGUCGGGAGAUUGCUACUCCUUCCAUGUCUCUUAUCCACCGCCUGUCCUCAGCAGGCCACCGCACUACAAUUUCGCCAUGGAGAUUCACAUUCAUGAGUCCUUCCCAGGCCACCCACGAGGGAGAUGGAACACCUACCAAAGUCCUCCCCACCUCUGACUGUGGUUCGCCUGUGUCUAUCAAGCGUCUAUCGUCGAUGCGAGCCACUGCCAUGCUACGCACGCCGGAUUGUUUCUCGGCACCUCCGAUUGCCGCUGCCCGCCUCCAGCAACAGUCUUCUCCAGGCAUCUUCACCAAGCCGGCGCUUGCCAUCGACAAUGCGACACCCACCCACCUGGCCUCGCCCGACACUCGUCGCAGCUCAACCCCCACAAAGAAGCAUCGAGGUAGACGUCGUUCAUCCCUCACUACAAGUCGUCUCCUUGCCAUAUCUGAGAUUGCUCAUAGUCCUCUGUCUUCUCCUUCGUGUUUGACCGCAGACGAAACUGCUCUUGUUGAAAUUCCCGCCACAAACGUGUCUCUUGUGGAUACUAUAAUUGAUCGCGAGUCUAUUAUCAAAGACAACUCAUCUUCUUCUGAGGCGGAUGCGCUGGCGGGCAUUGCCGUUUUAGAUGCUCCCAUUGAGCACCAGUUGGAGGCCCAUGCCCGCACCAGCCCCGUUGCUGAAGUCGUGGCGCUUGUCGAGAUGCCUGAAAUACACAAGGAAUCUGGCCUCUGUGAUGAUGAGAUUGUCAAUCAUAUUGAACCCACACACAAGGUGUUCGAAGCUGUCGAGUGUGAUGGUGUCAAAAGUAACUUGACCGUGACUUCACCAUCUACUCCCGAACCUGAGUCCGCCGUUCCCAUCAAUAUUAACCUCGAUAUGGUCGAUGUUGAUCUCCGCAAGAAUCUGGAUAUAUUCGGUCGUUGUCGCGAGGAGUCUAUUCAAUCUGCCCAUCUACGGUCACCUAUCAACCCAUCGUCCAAGACUGCCAAGGAUUAUAUUUCGAGUCGAUCUUCCAAGCAUGAUGACCUUCAAGAAGUUGACGGCGACGUCUUGGAUGAAGAAUAUGACGAUGACGACAUGACGAGCGCUAUUAGCCACGAACAGAUCAACGACACCAUCGCUCUCAACCUUCCCGACAUCUCAGUUGGUUUGCACCAAACUGCUGAAGACGACAUGAAGAUGACUGAGCAAAAGCAACCAAUCCUCAACGCAGAUCAUCGCCAAAAAGAGGACGAGCAGAAUCGUGCAGAACUCCAGAACUUCAUGGAACGUGUGAGGGCCGGGAAAGGUGACAUAGCUGUCAAGGUCAAGCGUCGGUCGGGGUCACUUGGAACAUCUGCUACAGGAUCUCCCAUCCGACGAUCAGAACCUGGAAGCGGUGAUGAGAGCGCCUCGAAGCGACAGCCUUUGGGGGAGAAGAGUCCCAACAUGUCUCCAAGCCCAACCAAGAAGCGCAAGACUGUCGAGGAUGAGAUCAGCAGCGGCCUCCUUCAGGCGCCAUCUUUGGAGGAUCAUUCGCCCCCCAAGCCCAAGCGUCGCCGAAAGAACGCUGAGACCGAAUCUGACGGCAUCUUGAACCCAGAGUUCCAGCCAGGAGACGCUCAGCCGCCGCGUCGCAGCACGCGCACCAAGCGGACUCUCUUGCCGCCGGCACCAUCGGCCAAUGGCUUUGCCAUGAGCAAGCUGCCCGUGAUUCGCAGCAUAGUUAUAGACGAUGGUGGAUUUGGGGGCAGUCCGAGCAGCGCCAGCGUUCGCAAUGACGACCGUCAACUGCAGGCCACAACACGAGCCAAUACCCGCCGUAACAAGGCUGGGGCUCUGCAUGCCAGUGACGCGCUGAACCUGCAGGCGAAGCGAAAGCUCUCUGGCGACGACGACGAUGGCGAGGAUAAGGCGGCCGCUAACAAGAGGGUGAAGACCAAAUCGGGCAGUGCUAAGAGCGUCCGUUGGGGUACGCCCCUGGCUAGCUACCAGGAGCCGCCUGCUGCUGAUGCGCCCAUUGUCACAUCUGAUUCGGCCGACGAGCUCGCCGCCGAUGAUGACGAAGCCAUACCGGCCCCUGCCCCUGGUCCUACGGCUUCUUUAACGACGGCCCCGGUCACCAGGCGGCGCACUGCGUCUCGGCUGCCUCCACCCACACCGAUCAAAAAGACCACCGGCACAACCGCUGGCAAAGUUAGAAAGCCGAGCAACUUGGCUGCACCCAGAAGAACGUCGGCUCAAUUGGCUGCGGCUUCGGCAGCCAAGGAGGAGGCAGCACGUCUGUCUGCUGCAAUGGCUGCAGAUGCCAAAAAAGAGGAGGAGAAGAAGAAAAAGACCUCGACAAGGUCAAGGAUUGGUGCUCCCGCUGCGGCGGCCACGGGCACCACCACCAGGAGGAGGGCCGCAAGGGCGGCUUGA